UUCAAAACCAUAUCACAACUGUCCAUUGAUAACCAUGUAGAGAAUCAUCUAAAGUUGGCAGUACAUCAUGACGGUGAGUAUAAUUUAACCUUUUUAAUAUUAUUUUGCUUUAAAAAAAUCAUCAGAGUAAUGCAUGUAUAACUUUUCCCCCAGAUUUUGUCAUUGUUAAGUGCAAUUUAAACUGUAGAGAAAAUUCACAUUUCCACUGCUGUUAUUGUCCUGCUACAGUAAUAAGAAAAGUGCAGUUAAUUACUCAUCUUAAAAAAUGUAAACAAAUGUUGGCUAUUCCUGGCCAGCAAGCUCAAUGUACACUUCCGCAUAGUCCAGCAGCCACUGCUCCACCAGCACAGACCUCUCAUGUCAUUACACAGGCGCCUCCCCUGUCAUGCCCCAUGGUUAUCCAAACAUCAUCACCUCCAGUUACAUCAGUCAAAGUAUUUCAGUCUCCACCAACGUCACAGUCUUGGACAAGUCCAUUAUGUCAAUCUUUGCAACCUGGGACAAUGUGCCCUCAUUUUGAAGCUCCAUUUCCUCUUUCUGCAUCCACCCAAGUACUUCCAUCUCCGACUCUUUCCUCUGCCCAUGUUCCACCAGAACAACCAAAGGUAAAACAUCCUCAAGCAAAGAAGAGGAAAAUCAAAUGUGAUCAUUGUGAUAUGGAGUUGAAUAAAAAGAACUUGCGUGUUCACAUUAGAAGAAAGCACACUAUAGUUAAAGAGGCAGUCACAUUGGAACAACAUUUACUUUGCCAGUGCAUUGACAGUAAGCGUGGCAUUUUUGCAGUGGCAAAAUCUUUUAGUGCACCAUCAAUUCCCAUCCAUGUUCAAAAAAGGAUUUGGGGUGUAAAUGACAAAGUUAUGUGUGAGCUAGACCAAUGCAAUACCAAUGCUGAAUUUGCACAAAGGAGUGGCCUGAAGCCAUUUGAGUGCUGCCAUCUCAUGUCCUUAGCUUUCUGUCCCAAAGAUGAUGGCAAUUCUGUUAAUCUUGAAGAGGAAACCCUAACAGAGAUGGUAAAAGAAAAGUGGUUUGGGGAAAGAAGGAAAGCUGCAUGCAUCGAAAGACAAUGCAUGGCAAACAAAGAAGAUGUGCCACUUUCUGUAGUGAUCACAUUUGCUGGGCCCUCAACAAAAAGAUAUAUAUCAGUGUUUGAGCCAACAAUGUCUUAUUACUGCAGACUUGGAAGAGUGACUGUUGUAUAUGACAGUAAAAAGAUCACAUGGGCCUGUCCUUGUAAUACAACAAAACAGUCAUGUAUUCAGAAAGCAAUAGCUAAAUGGCAUUUAUUUCAAUGUCAGAGAGCUCUUUUCCAGAAGGUGAAGACCACCGAAAUGAUUGAUUCCAUGCAGAUACCUCAACAGCAGUCUGAGAGUGUAGAUGACAGUAGUGAUCAUCAGUACCCACCUAAUGAUGAUGGAAUAGAGAGGAUGGUGCGCUAUUUGAUGAAAAAUAAAUCUCUACCUGUAGACCUUCCUCAAAAUUUGACUAGUGGCCUACAACAGUGGUUCUUAACGUUAUUCCUCGAGGCCCACUGCCCUGCACAUUUUGGCAGUGGGCCUCCAGGAAUAACGUUAAGAACCAGUGGUCUACAACAUGGUAGUGAAUUAAGACACCAACUAAUACCUGAAGAAACAUUCUGCUCCGAAUGUGAGGGUAGUCAUGUUCUAAGUGACCCUAUUAUUAUAACCUCACGAGCAAAGAUUCUGACCUUUACUGGGGUAGUUGAAGGAAUUUCAACUUACUACAAAGUAUGUAGCAACUGCAGCAUGAUGUACAGGUACCAGGAAUUUACUGAUGGUAUCCACAACUUCAAUGACCAUCUUUUGCUUUCUCUACACUUGUGUGUAAUUCUACGCAAUGCUCUUCAGAAUCACACUGCUGUUAGCAGAGUAAUGAGCAUACUAGAAGCCACUGCCAAAGUAAAAUUCCCCAAAGACAUAGUGCUCCAUGGUUACCUCCACUUUGAAGCCUUAAGCAGCCAUGUUUAUUCUUACACCUGCAUCAAUUGUGGUUAUCACCCCAAAGUGGUGAUCAUGGAUCUCCACAAGAAAGGUGUAUUCACUAUUCCCUUCAGUGAAAUAGCCACACCACCAUCAGAAUUUAAGGGUGAUACAAACAUUGUCUCUUUUUGGGAAUCCAUAACAAUGGAAAUGAUUGGCCGGGGAUUUCUUUCAAGUGGCAGGAAAAAUCCCUUUGUAGUUUACCCAAGUUAUGAUUUCUGGGCUCCUUGGAUUGGACCUAAUACCCGGAAGUCAGACAUUGUUCUAAAUACUGAGCAUGCAAAACUACAAAAAACAAAGUCCUGUGAUGUUCCAGAUCUUGAUGUCACAGAGGAAAGGCUAGGUGAUGAGCUCUUUAAUGUAAAGGUUGAUGCAGUGAGGAAGCUGUGCAAAGAAUGUGGAUUGGACACAAAGGGAUCAAGGAUGGAUCUUGUGUUACGUUUGCGAACAGAGAUGCAAAACCGCUCAGCAUAUGACAAAAUCUUCCAGCAGAUUUGGGGUGCUUCUGGUGGCUGGGCAGUCAUUAUGUGUCCAUGUGGAAUAGUGUAUUCAAUCAAAUUCAACAUAAGAGCAGAAUCUCCAAGAGACUUUGCAGACUUGCUGCUGAGUUGGAAGCACUUUCCUAAUGUUGUUAUAUACGACUUUGCUAGAGGACUUGCUGCACAUGUUAAUCUUCGUGAAGCAGAUUCCCUACCUUUCAGUCCCCACGAAGGGAGACUUGCUGCACCAACUACAGCAAAUAUCCAGCUAGCAAAAGAAGGCAAGCUCAAGGUUAAUCUUCCAUGGUUGAAAAAUAAGAAGGAGGAUGAGAAUACCAACUGCCAUCCUUUGACUGGAUCAUCAGAGCAUUAUGCUUUGUAUGAUAAGUUCCAUGAAUUUAACACCAAAGACCCAAGAGAUGCUCUUCGACGAGUCCAAGUAGUCCCAGAACUUUGUGGAUGGGUAAAUACUCAAACUGCAGAACAACUCUUUGCUGCAAUGCGCAAAAACAACUAUUUUCUGAACAUGCUCACGCCAUCAGGACACACGUUUUUGAUGCGCAACAUCAUUCACCAUUAUAACACAGCACAGAAUAAGAACAUGGAGGACAGUCUAAGAAAAGUUGUAUCACCAAGUGAUCAGUUAACCUUCAAUGUUUAUGGUCAGAUAGUUCUUGGUACGGCUCCACAGUCCCUUAAUGAUAGUGAGGGACUCUCAUGUGAUAUUCUACAAAAAGGCCCAGUAAAACCCAGCCCUACCCAGGGUUCAGGCCCUACCCAGGGUUCAGGCCCUACCCAGGGUUCAGGCCCUACCCAGGGUUCAGUGAUUGACAUGACAGCUCUACAAAAUAUCCAGCCAAACAGAGCAUGCUGGAUGCAUCCACACACCAGUGACCAAAUAAAGAUGAUAAAUAAUGCUUUAAAUGAAAAGGAAUCUGAAAAACAAUUUUUGGCUCAAGUAGAAACAAUUGUUUUGGACCGAUCAGAUUUUAUGACUUUGGGAAAUCCAAAUAAUGUUGAAGGGACUGCGAUCGUCAGGGAUAUUGCAGACUUAAAGGUGACUUAA
Messenger RNA from Paramisgurnus dabryanus, 3542 nucleotides. Lineage: Eukaryota; Metazoa; Chordata; Actinopteri; Cypriniformes; Cobitidae. The record is from RefSeq and is a predicted model, not a curated record.